AUGCUCCUCUGGGCGCUGCUGCUCACACUCACCGCCCAGGGCGCCGGGGCAGGAGAGCCUCCAGAGCUGCCCUCCAUGCCCCCCUGGGGUAGGUGUCCUUCUCCGGAGCUGCAGGCCCAGCAGUGGCCACAUGUGAAUGUCACCACCCCAAUCUGGGACAACCCCGUCUGCACGAAGAGCGUGGUGGUGACUAGGGGGGCACGGGCCGAGAUGACCUGCAACAGCUGCAACCCCAUCCGCAAAGUCAUGGUCUGCCUGCGGGCCCCCGGCCGGGAAGUCUGCCAGCCCAUCUUCACCCAGGCCACCCCGGGGUGCUCUUCCCGGGACGGGUGGCGGCUCUGUGUGCAGGGAUGCUCAGCGAAGAUGGUGACAGAAGAAGCCCAGGACAGCCAGGCUGGGCGUUACAGUUGGAUUCUCCUGGGGCGCCAGAGAGAGCUAAAAUCCACCACCCUGAACGUUUCAGAGCCUCCAGAGCUGCCUUCCACGCCCUUCUGGGGGACCCAGGACCCCCUCCUGGCCCAGGACCCCCUCCCGGCCCAGGACCUGCGCUCGGCCCAGGACCCGCCCCCGGGGCGGCUGCACGUGGCCCUCAUCCUGGUCCCCAUGCUGCUCUGCGUCCUGGCACUGGGAGGCCUGCAGUUCUGGCGCAGGAGCCGUGGGCGCCCCCCGCACGUUCAGUUCCUGUGAGGAGGCGGUGCCCAUCCGGAAGGUGAGCAGGCCCACCUGGCCCUGGAAUCCAGCCCCUGAAGCCACACACCCCCAAGCUGCCGACACCCCAGCAGCGGAGCCUCCUUGCGCCCCUGCCCCCAGCUGGUGGACGGAUGCCUGAGGUGCCCAGGGAGGCAGGACCCAUCGGUCGGCUGGCAGGAGACCUGGCCGUGCGCAGGGGCCUCCAGCGAGGGAGCUCCGUGUCCCACCCAGGACGGUCCCUCUGGAGAGCAGGCCUGUUGGUCACUCACAGCAGAGCCAGGGGCCAGCCCUGCUCCCCCUCCCUCUCGGCUCCUCCCCCAUCGAAAAUGUAAACACCUCAAGCUCCAAAGCCCUUGCCCUAAGGAGACCAGCCCCUCCUGCACCCCCCUUCCUGGGCUGGGGAGGGGGCUCCCGGGGACCAGCUGUGCCUCCAACACGCUCCAGGCUGGUCUGCA
Molecule: messenger RNA, 1145 nt
Organism: Myotis davidii
Lineage: Eukaryota; Metazoa; Chordata; Mammalia; Chiroptera; Vespertilionidae
Gene: SECTM1
Product: secreted and transmembrane 1
Exons: 5
Coding region: 1-687 (228 amino acids)
Biological process (GO): immune response
Molecular function (GO): cytokine activity
Source: RefSeq, a predicted model, not a curated record